AUGGCACGUGUGACGUCCGGCUGGGCCCCUGUGCUCCUGCUCUUUGCCUUCCUGGCGCUGAUGCCGGGCCAGGCGGCAGCUUUUGGUGCCGGCAAUAUCCCGUCGAUUGCUCAGGUAGAGGGCGUCAACUGGCGGCAUGGCGACAUUGAGGACAUGCUCAAGACGCUGGCCUUCCUGCACGGCAAGAAAUGGACCACCAUGCUCGUCCAGCGCACCUACUUUGGCAACUGGCUGCGGGACUACUCCCAGGCCGUCGAUGUGGGCAGUCUCAAGGGCGUCAACGCCGCCACAAUCCGCAUCCUCGUCUGGGUGCUGUCCUUUUUGGCCUUUGGCUACGCCACCGAGGAGUUUGAGGUCACCGAGGAGCGUCUCGGCGUCUACCGCCCCGAGGAGCACAUUGACAACCCGCUUGGCUACGCCGACGGCGAGGACGCCCGCAAGUUUGACCCGCGUCUGCGGGGGCCCGUCGACCCCCGCGAGCUCGAGAUCGACACGGACACCGGCAUGAAGAACUACAUUGCCAACGAGCGCGGCGGCUGGGCGACGAGUGCCGGCUACCUGCGUUUCAGCUUUGCCCGCAGCAUCCACUUUGGCCGUCUGUACCUGCAUGGCGGCCAUGGCGCUGCCGGCAAGGAGGCCGAUUUGUGCGAGGCUCUGCGGUGUCUCGGCCAGGCCCUGCACUGCAUGGAGGACUUUAGCGCCCACAGCAACUACUGCGAGCUGGUCCUGCGCGAGCUCGGCCACCACCAGGUGUUUGCCCACUGCGGCACCAGCGCGGAGAUCAACUUGCGUGGCAAGCGGGUUUACCCGAUUGUUACCGGCACGUUUGGCGCCGUGGAUUUCCUCCACUCUGUUCUUGGCGAGGCAACAGAUCACUUUACGCAGUCCGAGGUCGACGAGGUCGACAUUGCCCUCAAGAACGCCGAGAACCAGUCCCGUGGCGGCGGCGGCGGCGGCGGCGGCGACGGCAGCCGUGGCAUCUUCGGUCCGUCCAGCGGCGGCGGCGGCAACGACUUUAUUUCGCUGGUUUCUCAGCUCCCUGGCGUCGGCGGCGAGUUUGCUCGGGAGGCCACUCAUCUCCAGACGAUGGCACGCGAGCAGGAAGCCCAGAACCAGCGCGCUGGUGUCGAUCCCAACGGGCCUUCCUUGGGUGCUGCUCCCUCGAACAGCGACAAGCCGUCAUCGUCUUCCACGGCCGGUGGCAGCACGAACCAGAACAUCGUGCCGGGGAUGAGCGCAUCCUUUGACCCGGUCGAGACCGCCCGCAAGAUUUACCCCAUCUUGGAGUUCCGCGACAAGAUUGUCCGCGCCAUCAACCGCACCAUCUCCAAAAUCCCGGGCCUCGAGAAGCUUAUUGAGCACAUCAGCGAGACCUUGUCUGCCUUUGUCCUUGGCCUUCUUGCCCCGUUUAUUCGCCCCAUUAUCAACCAGGUCAGCAAGGUGCUCAAGGACGGCUCGUCGGGCGUCAUCAAUGCCAGCGCCAGGUCCCAGCUCGAGCCCUGGACCGAUCCCCACUGCACGAACCCGACGCACUCGAUGCUGUCCAAAGACCACUUCACCAACGUCCUCAACUCGUGUGCCGGCCGUGUCGCUGCCACCGUCUUGCAGUACACCGUCCCGCGUGUCCUCUACGCGUGGGACAACACCGGCGUACCCGUCGACGAGGUCGUCAACGAUGUGCUGCACGCCUUCCACCAUCCCGCCAUCCGCGAUGAGCGCAACCAGAUCCAGCGUGAAAUGUUUGAGACAGUCCGCCGCUGGGCCAACGAGUACCCGCGUCGCCACGAGCUGGACCACUUGCUGUCGUCUCAGUCCGUCAAGGACGGCAAGAACCAUGUGCUGGCAAACGGCCAGACCGCACCGGGUGGUGGCGGACACUCGCACGGCAGCGGGGGAGGUGGCGGCGGACACUCGCAUGGCAGCGGUGGCGGUGGCAGCACCUGGUCCAACCUCUCCAAGCUGACCAACCUGGGCAACCUGGGCAACCUGACUGGCGGUGGUGGUGGUGGCUCGAGCUCCGUGGCCAACGCCAUCUUCUCGCAGUUCAAGACGCGCGACCUGGAUGCCAUGGACGGCCGCGAUGGCAAUGCUUCGACCAACUACAUGUCUGCGUCUCCAGCGCCAGAUCGUCCCGCAUCGCAAUCUUCGCCUGCGUUCGGCUACAGCAACAGCGGCAGCGGCGGCGGCAGCAGCAGCGCGGCGUCCACACAGCCUCCAUCGGGUGGUGCUGCCGACUCAUACCUUCACCCGCAAGCGGCUGGAGGCGGCGGCGGGGCACCUCAGCAUUACCAGCAGCAGCAAGCACCUCCACAGUAUUACCAGUACCCGCAGAACCAGCAGCAACAGCCUCCGCAAGGCUACUACGGCGGCGGCCCUCAGGGCGGUCCUGCGUUCGGUAACUACGGACAACCGCCACCUGGCUACGGUUUCCAGGGCGGCCCGCCUCCGCCCGGCCAGUAUGGUGGCCAGCCCGGCUAUGGACAGCCUUCGUACGGCCAAGGUCCGCCUGGUAGUUGGGGCCAGCCGCCAUACCAGCGACAGUAUUAA
Sporothrix schenckii 1099-18 is the source of this 2547-nucleotide messenger RNA. RefSeq lists its product as uncharacterized. NCBI's taxonomy places the organism in Eukaryota, Fungi, Ascomycota, Sordariomycetes, Ophiostomatales, Ophiostomataceae. The transcript has 2 exons. The record is from RefSeq and is a predicted model, not a curated record. The coding region runs from base 1 to 2547 and encodes 848 amino acids.